Molecule: messenger RNA, 2159 nt
Organism: Bradysia coprophila
Lineage: Eukaryota; Metazoa; Arthropoda; Insecta; Diptera; Sciaridae
Product: putative inorganic phosphate cotransporter
Biological process (GO): transmembrane transport; monoatomic anion transport
Cellular component (GO): membrane
Molecular function (GO): transmembrane transporter activity
Source: RefSeq, a predicted model, not a curated record
AAUAUUUGUUUAGUAAAGUAUUCGAUCAUGUAUCGGUAAAUCGUGUAGUCAAUAGAAUUGCGAAAUUUGAUACAUUCGUGAACUCGAUUGUUUAUGUUUUGUCAUAUUAAUAAGUGAUUUCCCUUCGCCUCUGUUUUCACAAAAGCGAAAAAAUAUCUGACUUAUGAUCUUGUUGUGAUUAAAAAUAGUUUUUUUUUUUGGUUGUACCCACAUUGAAUGCAAUUGAUUUUAGCAUAUUGAUAAGUUUUUAGUCAACACAAUCGUGUAGUGUAACAACUCGACAAAAAAAAUCGUGUACCAAAACGUGUAAAUAUCGUUCGUGAUACGGACGGAAUUUUUAUUUUAAUUAGUUUUUACGUAAAGUUAUGUCGAAUGUAUCCAGUGAUGACGACCAAAGAAACCAACCAAAUUUGCCGAACCAGAGAUUUGAAGCGGAAGAUGGAAGCAAUGGCAUAUCGAAAGGACCCAAAUUCGGCAUUCGUCACUUGCAAGUGUUUCUACUGUUUUCAUGCCUAUUCAUUGCCUAUGCUCUUCGAGUAAAUUUAUCGAUCGGCAUUGUUGCAAUGACCGAUAACUCCACCAAUCCAGACUUUGUGCAAUAUGACUGGUCCGAAUCGAAACGUGGAUUGAUUUUGAGCAGUUUCUUUUGGGGAUAUGUCAUUUCGCAGGUACCGGCUGGUCUCUUGGCUCAACGUUACGGACCAAAAAUCUUCCUUCUUUCGACAGCACUCAUAUGCUCUCUAUUAACGAUUUUAACGCCGGUGGCAGCGUCUCUUGGCUGGAAAGUGUUGUGCGCAUUACGUGUACUACAAGGACUUUCCCAAGGGUUUGUCUUUCCAUCAGUACACACUAGCUUAGCAAAAUGGGUUCAUCCUUCAGAACGUGGACUCUUGGGCACAUUUACGUAUUCUGGCACACAGAUCGGAACUGUGCUUAUGUUGGCUGUGAGUGGUGUGAUUGCUGCAUCGUCAUUGGGUUGGCCAGGAAUAUUUUACAUAUCUGGUGCCCUGGGCGUUGUGUGGAGCAUUGCAUUUUACAUAUUUGGAAGUAAUUCGCCAUCGGAUUAUGCAUCGAUUACGAAAGAUGAGCGCGAGUACAUUGAGUCGAUGCCGGGUUCAUCGAAUGAUAGAAAGAAAGUCAUUCCGUGGAGGGAAAUAUUUAAAUCGAAACCGUUUUGGGCGCUACUAAUCAGCCAUUGUGCACAGAACUGGGGUUUCUGGACGUUGCUGACACAAAUACCGUCCUACAUGAAGCAUACCUUGAAUUUCGACAUAAAAUCGAAUGCUUUGCUGUCGGCCUUACCGUAUCUCUUUAUGUGGAUUCUGAGUUUAGCGUGCAGUGAAAUAUCGGAUUAUAUAAUGAGACGAGGAUAUGUGUCCGUUGGAGUCGGUCGGAAAAUAUUCAACUCGAUUGGACUUUGGACGCCAGCCGUUUUAUUAAUUGCACUCGGUUAUGUGUCCAAGGAAAAUCCAUCUCUGGCCGUCGUAUUACUAACUACAGCUAUUGCAGUCAAUUCAGCAUCGUUCGUUGGCUACCUAAUAAAUCACAUGGACUUAUCGCCGAACUUUGCCGGAACUCUGAUGGGUCUUACCAAUGCUGCGGCGAAUGUUUUUUCCAUUUUAGGUCCAAUGUUUGUCGGAUUUGUCGUUACUGAUGCGAAAGAUCCGAUGUUGUGGAGAAUUUGUUUCUUUGUGGCAGCAGGAGUGUUCUUCUUCGGUAACCUUAUCUUCAUCAUAUUCGGCAAAGGUAGCAUUCAGCCAUGGAAUAACAUACAUAAAGCAAAUGCAUCCGACAACUCUGACAAAUGUCAAAUGUAUUGUAAUGCCACUAGCCGUCGUUCACAUUUUAAUGCUGACGAAACGCGUGAACUAUUAGAAGUUGAUGAGGACGGGAAUGAGGAUCACUAACAUUUCUUUUAAUUGGCAUGGAGUAUUUUUUUCAAAAUUACUGACCUCCCUAUCCAUACUCUAUGGUUCCAUGGGCAUCCAGCACCAAUACCGUUGAUACAAUGGACAUUGCAGAUUUUGAAAAAUCCAGAUGAAAACAGGAAAUGUAAGCACUGUUGUCGACUGUCUCCGUAUUAUCUCUAUCUUUUGUAAAUAUUUUAACAUUUCUGUUGUUGUACAUGACAUUUAUCUGAAUAAACAAAUAUACCAGAA